Leptopilina heterotoma is the source of this 1608-nucleotide messenger RNA. RefSeq lists its product as uncharacterized. The record is from RefSeq and is a predicted model, not a curated record. The transcript has 4 exons. The coding region runs from base 23 to 1465 and encodes 480 amino acids. Lineage: Eukaryota; Metazoa; Arthropoda; Insecta; Hymenoptera; Figitidae.
UUCUUCAUAUCUUUUUCUCAAUAUGUUUACAAAAUCAAUAAUUCAUGUGUCAAUUAUUUUACAAUUGUUUUAUUUUACUUUUAAUAACGCGGCAUUUGUGACUAAAAAACAAGAAAAUGUAAUUGCUUCGAAUAAUAAUUAUUAUUAUGAACCUGAUAUUGAACCCUAUGAUAAUUCAUUGCAAACGGAGAAACCAAUUUUUAACUAUCGAAAAAAUGGAUUUCGUGUUGAUGUUCGAAUUGUUACUCCUUUAAAUAAUAAUACAAUUAACGAAAAUAUUGAUGAUCAUUUUCCAAGAUUUCCAAUUAAAGAAAUUGGACGUUGUAUUAUUGAUUUGUCAAUGAUUUGCAUUGAAAAACGUGUUUCACGAUUUCUCGAUAUUGUUAAGCAAUUAAAGGAAAUUACACUUUAUGGUCAAUCGGUGAAAAUGGUGAGGACUAAAGUUGCAAAACCAGUGGAAAGUGAUCGUAAUUUAAUUGCCGAUGGACUUAAGGAAAAAAUUGACAGAAGUAUCGAUGAAUUUUUCGAGACAUUUGUACUUCGGAUUACAUUGCCAAAAUGGAAUGGAAAAAAUAAUCAAAUUAAUCUCAUGUUCGAUGAUACUGACAUCGAAGGACGUGGCAAAAAGAAAAAAGGUGGAGGAAAAUGCAAGAAAAUGAUGAUGUGCAUGAUGAUGAUGUUCAAAAUGAAGCUAAUGGGAAUGGUUGGAAUGAUGGCAAUGAAAGGAAUGCUCUUCUCGGGAAUGUCAAUUAUGAUGUCGAAGGCAAUGUUGAUACAGAAAUUGAUGAGUCUCAAAGGAGGCGGCGGCGGAGGUGGUUGGAGUUUCGGAGGAGGCGGUGGCGGUGGUUACGGAGGAGGAGGACAUGGAGGUGGAGGCGGAGGUCAAUAUAAAGAAGUUGUUUUACUAACAAAAAGCAGUGGCGACAGUGGCUGUGGAGGUGGAGGUGGAGGACACGGAAGUGGUUGUUCAUCUAACGUACCAGACAGUUAUGGUGCACCACCAUCAAAUAGCUAUGGAGCACCAUCAUCCGGAGGUGGAUAUUCUUCAGGAGGUGGAUACUCAUCAGGAGGUGGUGGCUGGGGAAGAAGUUUCAAUAAUCCACAACAAUUGAAUAGAGAAACUUUUAUUGACGAAUCGGUGCCAAAUUUAAUUUCCAAUUUCAAUACAAACCUCACCGAUAGUGACAAAUAUUUCAAUUUGAAUUCUACAUUCUUCAAGAGUAUGGAUAGAAUUGAUAAACAUCGCGAGAACUUUGAAGAAACGAGUCAAAAUAAUUUAAACUUAAAAGAUGGUAUAAACAACCAUCACGAGACUUUUAAUGAAAAUAUUCAAAAUAGUACUUUGACAUUAAAAAAUCUUCAACCCGUUUAUGUCAAGGAUUGGAGGAAUUAUAAUUCUUCGACUAUUCGUAGUAUUUUGUAUCCAAACAGUUUCAGUACACGAGAAGAGAAGAGACAAACUUAAAAAUGUCCGUUUAGAUUGGACAUUUUAAAAUUGUAUUUAUAAUUUAUAUUUACUUAUUUCUUGACUUGUAUACUUAUACUUCUAUUUACUUAUAUCUUUGCUCAUUUAUUUGCUUAUUUAUUUACUAUUUAUUUACUUAUUUA